AUGGGUUUGGGGCCUUAUACUGUGUAUUUUGAUGCUUUGUGCAUUGGGCUUGGUGCAAUUUUGAUGCAAGAUAGUAGGAUGAUUGCCUACGCAUCUUAUCAGUUGAAUACCCAUGAGAAGAACUAUCAUGUGCAUGAUUUGGAGUUGGCAUCUAUUGUGCACACGCUCAAUAUUUGGGGAGCACUAAUUGUACGGCGUGUUAUGGGUGUCACUAAGAAGUAUAGUGAUUUGAAGCAACAUUACUUGUGGCGGAAGAUGGAGAAAGACAUUAUUGGUCAUGUUUCACAGUGCUUGAAUUGCCAGCAGGUCAAGUAUCAGAAAUUGGGUGGGUUGACUCAGAGAUUAACCAAAUCUGUGCAUUUCAUUCCGGUCAUAACUUCUUACACUUCAGAGAGAAAACCAAGUAUAACAUGGUCCGUCCACAGGCCAGAUAUGAUUUUCGGAUUUUCACCUCAUAGCACAUUGAACAUUGUUGGAACGCUUUGCGUGUACACAACAAUAUGCAAAUACGAAGGCAUUCCACUUAAGUUUCCAGGGACAAAAGCCCGUUGGGAUAGUUACUCUAAUGCAUCAGAUGCUGAUUUGGUGGCAGAGCAUGAAAUUUGGGCAGCACUCUGCCCCCGGGCGCAGAACAAAGCAUUCAACAUUACCAAUGGCGAUGUGUUCAAAUGGAAGCAUUUGUGGAAGGUGUUGGCUGAACAGAUCGGAGUAGAAUAUGUAGGAUUCGAUGAGACGGAGAAACGGAUUUGCUUGGCCGAGAUGAUGAAGGAUAAGGGGCAUGUGUGGGAUAAGAUUGUGAGAGACAAUAACUUGGUUUCCACCACGUUAGAAGAGGUUGGCUUGUGGCAAUUUGCUGAUAUGAUACUGGCUGGAGGAAGUAAUAGGUUGAGCAGCAUAAAUCGCAGCAAAGAGCAUGGUUUUAUGGGCUUCAGGAAUUCCACCAAUUCCUUCAUUUUCUGGAUACAAAAGGCAAAAGAUAAUAGAUUAAUUCCUUGAACAUUGUAUCUUCACUUCUGCAUUUAAUAAGGUUAUCUUACCUUGUUAGUUAAUUUAUUUAGGGAAAAUCUUUGUAAUUAGAAUAGGGGUGGCCGGUAUACAUACCACUUCAAUUCUUUGUUUACUUCAACCCCUCUACCGGCCGCUCCCACGUCAGUGUUUACAUUUCAAAGUCCACGAAAUGA
Messenger RNA from Nicotiana tabacum (common tobacco), 1181 nucleotides. Its product is annotated as (S)-8-oxocitronellyl enol synthase CYC2-like. The record is from RefSeq and is a predicted model, not a curated record. Lineage: Eukaryota; Viridiplantae; Streptophyta; Magnoliopsida; Solanales; Solanaceae.